AAUAAUAAAUAAUAACAGUGCAGUACUGCAGUUGUCAGCCUAUGUAGACAGUGUCAGACUCAGUACCAUACACAUUUUGUUUUGGUAUUCGCAUUUCGCUUUUAUAGUUUUGUGAAUAUGUCUUCGGUUGUCUGCGAUGCGAGCUGGGACAAGUGAUCCAGGCAGUGAACUCGAAGAUAUGACGUCCAACGAUUCCGGCGUGGAGAGCAGUACGGACAACGACGAUUGUGCACAGCCAAAGUUCAACAAAAGGCUUGUGUCAUCCGCUGAGAUGUCUCUAGUGCCGGUUCGUAGGAUGAAGAACCAAGAUUUUCCGUUAUCCCUGUGCCUCAACUCUAUAUCCGAACCUCCGAUCGUGUUCGCGCGGCCCAUGCUCAACGAGAUUCCUGGCCGUAAGCUCAAGUGCCUGUUUGAAUUGGCCAACCCCACGUUUCCCGGCACACUGGAUAGAUUCCAAUCUUGUCUGACACCCAUUCAAGAGUACACAGAAAUGCUGUUGAAAAUGGAGAAGAAGGAUGGUUCUACUCAGACCAGAAACAAUAUUGGCCCGUGCCGUGUCCACGCAUGUCGUGGUUACGUGAGGUCAAAUGCUUUUCAGUCUAGAGACAGUCACAAACUAUGUCGAGCUGCAAACAUGAAUAACACUGAACUACUGGAGCAAUUUCUCAAGAACGGUGUUGAUCCAAAUUGUUGGGACAGUAGAAAACGUACGCCCUUACAUUUGGCCGCAAGCAAAGGAUAUGCAGAGGCUGUGGGAUUGUUGUUGAAGUAUGGUGCCAAUCCAAAUAUAAAAGAUGCUUUGGGAAACAAUCCAUUGCAUUUGGCUGCUUGUACACAUCACAUGGAUGUAGUAACAUUACUUUUAAAAGGAGGAACAGAUGUAAGUAGCUGUGAUGCCCAAGGCCGAAGUCCUCUGCACUUGGCCCAAUCAAAAUUACGCCUGUUAACUCAUUGCAAAAGUGACGUUUGCACAUCUGUCAAACAGACAGUAUUACAGGUAAUUGAAAUGCUGCUAGCAUAUUUUGACAAAAAAAACAGCUCAGAUGAAGCAGAACUGUUAAACGCCUUUCAAACUAGAUUACAAAUAUCAGAUACAGGAGAAAGGGUUAGUACUGAAAUUCAAGACCUUUUAAACAAUUUAUCAACAUUAAAACUAAAUAAAUAAACCUGAAAUCAUUCGAAAUAUGUUUUUUAUAUCGAUAACAUUUUAUAUUUAUAUUAUUGGUUACUGUCUUAUGGAAUUAUAACUUUUUUCAGUUAGAUUUGUGAAUUUAAGUUAAUAUUAUAAUUUGAACUCUUCUAUUAUUGAGCUAUACAUUGAUUGUAGAUAUAAGUAAUUAUAAUCUAAGGAUGUUCAUUUUUUGGGAGAAUAAUUUUUGAAACUAUGAAAUAAAAAUCUGCUGAAAGUUAGAAAAAUAAGUAGUUAUACCUUUAUUCAGUUCAUCUCGGUACUUGGCAACUGUUACAUUUAAAAAAAAAACAAUGGUUGAAAACUAUAUU
This is a messenger RNA of Myzus persicae (green peach aphid), 1500 nucleotides long. RefSeq names its product ankyrin repeat domain-containing protein 54. Gene Ontology annotation, molecular function: protein binding. The coding region runs from base 137 to 1165 and encodes 342 amino acids. The record is from RefSeq and is a predicted model, not a curated record. The transcript is spliced from 6 exons. NCBI's taxonomy places the organism in Eukaryota, Metazoa, Arthropoda, Insecta, Hemiptera, Aphididae.